AGAAUUAUCUUAUCGUUUUUUUAAUAAGAUAUUCUGGCAUUAGGACUGAAGACAAUAUAGUUUCAUAGUUUGAAUUGGGUCAGGUUACAAAGUCCUGGAUAUUUUCAAGGUGGGUGGAACAUAGGGAUAACAGAAGUUAGUCCUGGUCUGGUUGUGAGCUUGAGUGCAUGAUCCGGGACUUGGGAGAUUUAGGUAGCUGAAAAUCGUAGUCUUCUUGUUUUUGAGGUGAUUUCAGGCUACGAAAAUGGAGGCUCGGUUCAACAGAAUCUCUUGCAUUUUCGUCCUGUUUUGCAUCGUAUUCAGUGCGCAUGCGCAAGACACAGAUUCAUCAGGUUUUCCUCAUAUAGCAGAUCUUGAAAUCGAAUUCUAUGAGACAGCAGUUACGCUUACGGACGAAGAUCAGCAAGUAACUGCUUUAGCCAAAGAAUAUUAUGAUAAUACUGGUCCACGUGGAAAGCUGGAACUUAUAGAAGAUGGAGAGAAAAGAUCUAUUUACCACAAUAACAUAACCAAUCAAAUACUUGAAGUAACCACAACAACAUGUCAGGCUUGGACCAAGGAUGAGUCACAGUAUUGGAUCCAACCAGUAUUUUACGGCUGGCUGAACAGAAGUCCUUUGAUCAUUGGGCCAACCGCUCUCCUGUGGUAUGCACAAAGUCGUAGAAAUGAUAUCAAACCACUUGGUCCAUCUACUGUAAGAAACAUCUUUUGUGAGAGGUAUUCAUUAGACAUCCAGAGUAAUACAGAAAAUGUUACUGUUUUCUAUCACUUUGCAGGUAAAAAUUGGACAACCCCUUAUGAUCUCAAAGGAUUUCAAAUAACACAAGUUCCAGUUCGAAUCGAAGUGAGAGGAAUAACCCGAAAACAUUCGAGGGACGACAGAUGGCAGCCCAAAAAUAUUAUUACAGAUUUCGCUUAUUUCAGACCAACUAUCUCAGACUGGCUGGCAUUGCAGCCUCCUCUUGGCAUCGGUUGUCCUUUGCGUAAAACCUCCAGAACGAUUCCAAAAAUUCCAAAAGUAUUCACAUAUAGCGCCGAGGUUUAUGAUUCUAUUAAAGCUAAGCAGAAAGCUGUCACAGAUAUUGAGUAUCAAAGGAUAUUUUACGACAGUGUCAGACAAAUGGCAAGAUUGGACAAAUACAAUGCUUUGAAAAUGUCAUCUGAAUUUUAUGAUUUCAACACAGGUGUGACUUACAGCAUUCAGGAUCAGAGUACUUGUACCAUUACACCCCUAAGAAAUUCUAUCUUUGAGGGAUACGACGGUCAGCUCAUUGGACAUCUGAAAGAACCCGGUGAAGUUCUGAACAUGGAUGGAAAGUUUUACUACAUGGGAGAAAGGAGAAUUAGAGGCAUCAAAGCAGAUUCUUUCGAAAGUAUUCAAGAAGACGUGACUUUCAUGAAGCAAUCUUUGAAGAAAUUGGUGGUCACGGCUUAUUUCUCUGAGGACUACUAUACUAUUGCUGUUAACGGAGAAAUAGAGUCACAAAUUCCUGUUUAUUACAUCGUAACUGGUUGGAAUAAUGCUACAAACAUUGCCUUCCAAUUGCACUACAACAUCUUUGCCUUUGAAGAUGUCAUCUAUCCGGAGAUGUACAAAUCCUUCGACAUGACCAGAUGUUUCCCGACAAUGGAAGAGAAAUCCUACUUUUUGCUGAUCCUAAACGUUGACCCUAUAAUUGCCACCGCUAUGGAGAAAGUCGAUGAUAUGAUUAAGGAGGAGUUAAGAUGGCUGAUUGCUAAAACAGCCCUAAUUUCUGAUAUGAGGAUCCCAAUGAUUAGCAUUGAUUACAAAUCACAAGGCGUGUUUGUGACUGGCUUGAUGCUGGACCGACCAGCUGCACUAGCCCAGUUCUUCCUGGAAUACCAAGGCGAAGUGAGGACAAGAGAUCCGGACGUAAAGGCCAUCCAGACAGCCAAUACAAAAGAAAAAUGCGCAUUCGCCUGCGUCGAUGAACACAGCUACAUCUGCAAAGGCUUUUAUUUCUGCAAUCAAGCUUGCUUCAUUAAAUCUGAAGGAAUUUUGGAACCAUCGGAUGGCAAUGUUGAAAAUUUCGGCGAGUGUGAAACCUGGUUAAGAGCUGAAACUCGAUCAACAAACAAAGAACAUUACCUCUUCGAUGCUCUCACUCGUUUGGAAAGUGCUGUAGUGAACGAAACUCUCUCUUAUCUUUUUAAAUUUAAUGAUACUUACAGCCUAGAACUUCCCAUCAAUGAUAUUGUUAUCGGAGAUGGACCUUACACAGGUAAUGACAAUCAGGAGAAACCUUACAUCACAGUGGCCAAAUAUGCAAAACUGAAACCUGGAGAUCAAACCACAGUGUCCUUGCACGAAGUGGACACCCUUAACGAUUGCUACAAAGCUUGCAAGACCUCGGACGACAUCAACUGCGCCAGUUUCUCCUAUUGUCCAGAUGCCGAUAAUAAACAGUGUAUGAUAACUUCCGUACUAGUGACCAACCGCAACAAUGUUGAUACGGAUGAAGAUAAGAAUUGCUUCGUAUACUCGCUGAAGUAUCUCGAUUUCUACAACGCCUAUCCUGGAAGAGUUUCUAUGCUGCCUGGUGAUGAUCUGAUAGAAAAGGUUACAUCCGUUGAAGACUGCGCCAAAGCCUGCCGCGAAGAAAAGAAAUUCACCUGCCGAGGCUUCGAAUACUGCAGAUCAGCUAAGACAUGCGUCCUGCAUUCCAAACAUGUCAUGGAUUUGAAAAAAGAUGAAUUCGUUGAGAACGACAAAAAGACUACAUGCACUCACUACGCAGCCAAAUUUGCCGCCGACUACUAUGACAUGGGUUUUACUUUGAUUAAAGACGACAGCGACAAGAGAAAUGAAAUAACUCUGGAAGAAUGCGCCAGAGUGUGCUCAGAGGAAAGAAAAGACAACUGUAAGUCAUUCAACUACUGUCCAGCAUCCGGUCCUUACAGUACCGACAGUAGCUGUGCUCUCAGCGUCAAAGUUCUGGAUGAAAAACCAGAUUUGGAGUCUAAUGAUAAAUGCCAUCAUUAUGAAAAGAAAGAGAUCGUCGAUGACUGGGCUAAAACUAGCAACAAACUGAAAGUCAUCAUUCCAAGUACUAGCGGUUACACCAAAAAGGGAUUCACUGGACUGGUCAUCGGAAUGCUAGCCCUUGGUCUUAUCCUCGGAGCAAUUGGCUUUGUGCUCUUUUCUUACAUCAAGUCGAAACGCUACGGUGGCGAAGGCAUGACCGUCAGGUUCAUGAAAUCUGACAUUUGAAAAAAAUAGCAUUGCUUAUUACUUUUGAACUUUGUACAUUGUUUAAUAAAAAGUUCUUCGGGAACUGUGAUGUCUAUACAUCAACAUUGUGAUUUAAGUUAAGCGUGCCAUCGGUGAAAAAUGUCAAAUUCUUAUUGUACAUUGCUUAUAUUUCUUUUCAAAUGUCGUUCUUUGUUUAUGUUUGUGACGUUUUAAUAUGGUAAGAAAUGUUAAACAUUAAAUAUUUUGAAGUGUGUUGUCA
This is a messenger RNA of Argiope bruennichi, 3473 nucleotides long. RefSeq lists its product as uncharacterized. The record is from RefSeq and is a predicted model, not a curated record. The transcript has 24 exons. Bases 245 to 3232 code for a protein of 995 amino acids. NCBI's taxonomy places the organism in Eukaryota, Metazoa, Arthropoda, Arachnida, Araneae, Araneidae.